AUGUGCCCACUAGUGACACCCUCUUCUCUUGCAGAGACACACGUGGUCUGGCACCCGGCCUGAAGCUGACAGCAUGGAGCCCCUCUCUCUGGCUUCCACCCCUAGCUGGAAUGCCUCAGCUGCUUCCAGCGGUAACCAUAACUGGUCACUGGUGGUCCCAGUAUCACCAAUGGGAGCCCGGGCAGUACUAGUGCCUGUGCUCUACUUGUUAGUAUGCACCGUGGGACUGGGUGGAAACACGCUGGUCAUCUAUGUGGUACUGCGGUACGCCAAGAUGAAGACAGUUACUAAUGUGUACAUCCUGAACCUGGCCGUGGCUGAUGUCUUGUUUAUGUUGGGGCUUCCUUUCCUGGCUACGCAGAAUGCAGUCUCCUACUGGCCCUUUGGCUCUUUCCUGUGCCGCCUGGUCAUGACGCUGGACGGCAUCAACCAGUUCACCAGUAUCUUCUGCCUGAUGGUCAUGAGCGUUGACCGCUACCUGGCCGUGGUCCACCCUCUCCGCUCAGCCCGGUGGCGUCGCCCACGGGUAGCCAAACUGGCCAGUGCUGCCGUCUGGGUCUUCUCACUGCUCAUGUCGCUACCGCUCUUGGUCUUCGCGGAUGUCCAGGAGGGCUGGGGCACCUGCAACCUGAGCUGGCCGGAGCCUGUGGGACUGUGGGGUGCAGCCUUCAUCACGUACACCUCCGUGCUGGGCUUCUUUGGACCCCUUCUGGUCAUCUGCUUGUGCUACCUGCUCAUCGUCGUGAAGGUGAAGGCUGCGGGCAUGCGCGUAGGCUCCUCGCGGCGGAGGCGCUCAGAACGCAAGGUGACUCGCAUGGUGGUGGUAGUGGUGCUGGUGUUCGUGGGCUGCUGGCUGCCUUUCUUCAUUGUCAACAUCGUCAACCUGGCCUUCACGCUGCCUGAGGAACCCAUCUCUGCUGGCCUCUAUUUCUUUGUGGUGGUCCUGUCUUAUGCCAAUAGCUGUGCCAACCCCCUGCUCUACGGCUUUCUCUCUGAUAACUUCCGCCAGAGCUUCCGGAAGGUUCUGUGCCUACGUAGAGGGUACGGUAUGGAGGAUGCAGACGCCAUAGAGCCACGGCCAGACAAGAGUGGGCGGCCACAGGCCACACUGCCCACGCGCAGCUGUGAGGCCAACGGGCUCAUGCAGACCAGCAGGCUUUGA
Molecule: messenger RNA, 1162 nt
Organism: Apodemus sylvaticus (European woodmouse)
Lineage: Eukaryota; Metazoa; Chordata; Mammalia; Rodentia; Muridae
Gene: Sstr5
Product: somatostatin receptor 5
Exons: 1
Coding region: 74-1162 (362 amino acids)
Biological process (GO): neuropeptide signaling pathway; regulation of insulin secretion; cellular response to glucocorticoid stimulus
Cellular component (GO): neuron projection; membrane
Molecular function (GO): somatostatin receptor activity; neuropeptide binding
Source: RefSeq, a predicted model, not a curated record